Heterobilharzia americana is the source of this 551-nucleotide messenger RNA. Lineage: Eukaryota; Metazoa; Platyhelminthes; Trematoda; Strigeidida; Schistosomatidae. The record is from the annotation of a GenBank genome assembly.
GUCACCAUGUGAGUAAUGCAGAAGUUAGGUGUAGAGUUUUAGGGAGAAGAGGUAAGUCAGUCGACGAGGUUGUGAACCUUCAUCGACUGAGAUGGUUGGGACACGUACUACGUAUGCCUAGUCACCGAUUGCCUCGUCACACAAUGUUGGCUGAGGUGGGUCCAGGCUGGAAAAAGGCCCGAGGUGGCCAGACUAAAACAUGGCACCAAUGUAUGAAGUCUCUGACUGUUGGUUUAAGCCAUGUAGGACGAUGCAGACUAGGUGGUUGGGGUCCACGGGACAAGAGGAACCAGUGGUUGGAGACCCUAGGUGAUAUGGCUCAGAACCGAAGUCAGUGGCGCAGAUGUAUACACACAUUAUCCUCAUCUUAACAACGCUAUACCGAAUCUCACUAUUUUGUCACUCCUCUUUCCUUUCUUCUCGUACUUUAUAUUUCUUUUGACUGCAUUCACUUAUCUUCAUCCUUCACCUCACUACCUUUUUACUUGAUGUGCUGAUAUGAGGUGUGGCAACUCGGACCGUUACGCAGUAAUGCCUGGUCCUAUGUUGAU